AUGGAAAACCCGGAGCCUCCCAACAGUCCAGCUCCCACAGCGGCAGAGGACUGCGGCGAGAUACACGGCAGUGACGCGGGAUCAGGGACCCGCAAGGCCACCGCUUCACACACAUGUUUGGACACGAUCUCUAUGGUGUCGGACCGCCCCGGGAGAGGGCCUCCACUCAAACCGUUCUUACCCUCAGAAUCCCCGGCACUGGUUGGCUCUCCCACCAAGUCUCAAACUGUUACGGGUUUGGGACCAGAGACAGGUAGCACUGAGGCUCCUGGUCUCCACCGCGGUUUAGUUUGGAGCGGGGAGGACGAGUUCAUCCUGGAAGUCACAGCCCAGGUCCGCACACAUUCCUGUCGGCCAGAGACCUGGUCCAGCAGGCCUGUCCUUCGCGCACGUGGAACCAAGAACUGGCCCAACUUCAGCGUCACGGUCCAGAGCAGGUGGAGAUUGACACAGACAGAGAUGGCCCUCACUCUGCUCCUCUGCUGUUUGGCCUCGGCCGCCCUGCUGACCGCACAAGCUACUGCUGACCCAGGAACCCCAGGCUGUGGGGACGGCUGGACUCAGUUUAACUCUCGAUGUUUCAAGCUCUACAAGGAGGCAAAGAGCUGGAUGGAUGGAGAGAAAUCCUGCCACGGUGUUGGUGCAAACCUGGCUUCCAUCCACAGUAAGGAGGAGAACGAGUUCGUUGUGACCUUGAUCAUUAAAGACACAGGAGGUUAUGCUAUGACCUGGCUCGGAGGAACUGACGCUGUCGAGGAUAAGAAAUGGCUUUGGAGCGAUGGAACGCCCUGGGACUAUGAGAACUGGUAUUCCGGUCAACCAGAUAAUCACAAAGAAGUUGAACACAGUCUGUCGAUCAACCACGGUGCAAAGACCUGGGCGGACGACAACAAGGCCAAUUGUUGGUACUUCAUGUGCUCCAAAGAUGUUCCUCCAACUCCUCCCAAACUGAUGCCCGUGUCGCUGACUCUGGAGGGCUUCGUCUGCAAAUGCAUCCCAGAGAAGUGA
Knipowitschia caucasica is the source of this 1008-nucleotide messenger RNA. Lineage: Eukaryota; Metazoa; Chordata; Actinopteri; Gobiiformes; Gobiidae. The record is from the annotation of a GenBank genome assembly.